Molecule: messenger RNA, 1160 nt
Organism: Saccoglossus kowalevskii
Lineage: Eukaryota; Metazoa; Hemichordata; Enteropneusta; Harrimaniidae
Product: COMM domain-containing protein 1-like
Biological process (GO): positive regulation of protein ubiquitination; copper ion homeostasis; negative regulation of protein localization to cell surface
Cellular component (GO): endosome
Source: RefSeq, a predicted model, not a curated record
AGGGGAGGCAGACGCUGAAAUAUGGCUGACCAAGAGAGUAGAAACUUACUAGGAUUGUUGAAUGGGGUCGCUAAGUACACCUAUUAUGGAGAUAAUGAAGUUACUAACGAAUUUCUCAAGGAGGAGCUAUACCCAAAUAUAUCGGAAGAUGAAUUCCAAAAACUUCUUAUGAAGCACACGGGUUUACUGAAGAGUAUAAUAUCAGCUGACAUGGAUUACAAUCAGUUGGCAGCUUUCUUGAGUUCACACACAAAGAAAAGAGAAGGUGGUAUCACUGAAGAACAAGCUGCUGUAUAUUCAAAGUUCUGGAAGAAUCACAAAGUGAAGAUUCAUGACAGCGUCAUCAGCCAAUCAACUUGGAAUAGUACACUUAAAUCUGUCAGCUGGCGAAUAGAUUUGAAGACGCAAGCAAGGCAUAUUGAUCAGCUUCAUACUCCAUCAGCAAUAGUAGAACUUCAAUUAACAAAUGGUAAUGGAUGUGAUAAAAAGGAAGCAGAUGUUGUAAGGUUUGAAAUGGAUGAAGAGAAGUUGACAAAUAUGAUAAGUAGUUUAGAGGAGAUUGAAAAACAGAUCAGUUCACAUUGCCAAUAGUUGGUCAUCUUGAUACUCUGGUAUUGGCAUGGCAACAAACACAUCAGGCAGACCAGAACAUUAUCCUGAAUCUUGAUGAACUUCACAAUUCAUGAGUAAAAACUCUUGAUGUGGCUCUAAAAGUCAUGUCAAUGGAGUUAAUGUCACAGCAAAUUAAACAUGCCAUAAAUUGUUAUGUAUAGAAUAAAGCUGGAAUUCUGAGCCCGACCCAAGAUGUUGAAGCCACAGCCUGAGAGAUUUUAUUCUGGAAAGCACUUUGUAUUCCUGAAGUGUCCAAGGAUAAGAUGUAUUUUUGUCACCUCAAACAUUUGAUGGCAUUCAGUGAUCUUGUCAAUACUCACCUGAAUUAUAUUCUGGAGAAAUAGCACUUACCGAGUAUGCCCCAAUUUUCAAAUGGGACAUGAUAUAAAACUCCAAGACCUUUUAUGGCAUUAUUAUGUAUUAUACAUGUAUACAAAUCUUUUAUAUUUCAGAAUUGUUAUCAUGUUUACAUUGUAGCAAUUUGUAGCUAUUGCAUGAUGAUCAACUCAUGAAUAUGUAUUAGCCUGAAGCUAAUCACCCAAUAUUAA